This is a messenger RNA of Saprolegnia diclina VS20, 319 nucleotides long. RefSeq lists its product as hypothetical. Bases 86 to 262 code for a protein of 58 amino acids. Lineage: Eukaryota; Oomycota; Saprolegniomycetes; Saprolegniales; Saprolegniaceae. The transcript has a single exon. The record is from RefSeq and is a predicted model, not a curated record.
GUGGCUCAACGCGUUGGCCGAGAUUCAGGCGCUCAAGGCGGACGUGAUCGUGCCGGGCCACGGUCUGCCUGGCCCGGUCACCGACAUGGAGUCGCCCGCGUUCACGGCCAAGUACAUUCGCGACUUUGACAUCGAGACGCCCAAGGCUGCCAACAGCACGUACCUCAUUGCGGCCAUGAAGGCCUUGUACCCCAACAUUGGUGGCGUCGACAGCCUCGAGCUCAGCGCCAAGGUCGCCAAGGGCGAAAUGACGUGGGUCUAAAGACGCGAACGCAAGUCGAUGAGAACAUUUUUUGACUAUUGUAAACUAUUACUUUUC